GAAAAGUAAAGUACGAGUAGCCUACCUCAACAUUUGGACUUAAGCAGCUACAGUAGGCUACUGGAAUAAAUGUAGGCGGUCUUAGUUACAUUCCACCACUGUAUAUUGUGCUGUCCGUCUUAUGAUAAUUAACAGACACUAGUUUGGUUUUAACCGCGACACGAGGCAGCAGGUGUGUCCCGGGCAGUCAGAGCAGCGGACCCGGAAGGAAAGGCUCAAAGCAGCGGCUCCGUCUACAGCAGACAGAGCGAUGGAUCAGAGAGGCCUGCAGCAGGAGUUCCAGGAUCAGUUCAGCCAUGUGGUUUCCAGAGUGCAGUUCUUCCAGUCGGACUGGGACAUCGCCUCUUUUGCAAUCUUCUUCAUCUUCAUUGGGAUGGUUCUGCUGCUGGUCAUCCUGGUCCUCAUCCGCUGUUGCUGUUGCUGCUGCUGCGAUGACGAGAGGCCUCGCGGGCGGAAGGUUGGCAUAGAGAACAUGGCUCUGGAUCCCUGACAGAUGGAGGAUUGGGGAUGUUGACGGAGCUCCAGGCAGAGCCUGCUGCUUUGACUUGUGUGCCAAAGCUUUGACUCGACUGUCACCAGUCUGUCACCAAAACGUAGUCCACUUGCACAUAGAAUGAAUCGUUACUUUGCUACCCUGGUAUGGAAAUCUAACACGCGAGAUCUUUUUGACUGUCACUGCUAUGUUGCUAGGAUACCACCGAGCAGCCGUCUGUUUUUUUUAUGCCUCUGUCAGAUUCAAAUGUCACUUCCUUGUUUGUUGAAAGAAUGCUGGUUUCAAUUUGAAGGUUUUACUUGGUAACAAAUCUAUAAAAGUCAUAAAAAAAAA
This is a messenger RNA of Sander lucioperca (pikeperch), 826 nucleotides long. It is a transcript of the gene smim22, whose product is annotated as small integral membrane protein 22. The record is from RefSeq and is a predicted model, not a curated record. Bases 251 to 490 code for a protein of 79 amino acids. Gene Ontology annotation, biological process: regulation of cell population proliferation. Lineage: Eukaryota; Metazoa; Chordata; Actinopteri; Perciformes; Percidae. The transcript has 4 exons.